UCGUGAAUGGGGUUUUCUCUUGUUCGACGAGUACGGAAAGCAACCAUCCAAAGGUCGAGAGACGCCCGACCUCCCUUUCAAUUACGCUCUCGACAGCGCAUCGAGACCAAUAUUCUUGUGCGUGCGCCAGACAAGGCACCUUCACGCCACGAAGACAUGUCUGUCUAAAAUACAUCUUUAACUCCGCACUCGGCCUCUACGAAACCAUCACCUACUCUACAAUCAUUACCUUUCACGAUGCCGUGCCUACGAGGAAUUGAGAUCUCUCUCGUGACCGAUCCAUCCAACGAGCGUAUCCCCGAGUUUCCGCAUCCCGAGGGGUCAUCUGCCCGCUUGAUCAGUUCUCAUGGCGGUCCAGCAAAGCAGGAAUCCAUAUCUACACGCAAAGCUGGCCCCACGAUUGCGACGUAUAUACCGUCCGUUCCAGGUCACUGCUUCGCGAUCAAGUACAACAUCAACGUUGUCCCUCCUCCACCCUGCAAAUAUGUCUUCUUCAAGUUAUUCUUGAACGGCCGAGCGAUCACCUCAUGGGGCAUCAACCCAACCGAGAGACAGCAUGGCAAUGUUGUCAAGUCACUGUGGGCACCAGGCCCAAGCUACAACGGACAAGCAGGUCUCGAGUGUCGCAAUUUCGUGUUCCUGCCGGGCCAAGAAACCAGAUCCCCUGCUGAAGACGGUGGCCUGAUUGAAGUGAAGGUUUUCCGAGCACAAGACAGAAAGGCUCGGGCACCGAAAGUGGAGGACUUUCACCCCCAGAAGAACUAUGGCAUCGCUUCCCCCAGUAUCGGCCUUAUGGACCAGCCUCAGCACGCCUGCUUCUAUCAUUGGCAUCUCAUCGAUGCUAGGGACUCGCCCUUUGCAACAUUCAGAUUCCACUACCGCUCGUGGGAUAGCCUUGAGCAGCUGAACCUAAUACCCCAGAGGGAGUUUAAGUUUGUACGAUCCAUCUCUACCAACGCACUAAGCCGCAGCACGACAAUGGAGUUUACCGAAGACAUGCUGCGCCAAGCGGACGAUAGUCAAGCGACACUGGUCACGAACGAUGAUAAUGGUGACGAAGAGUCAAUCUUUGAAGGAAGCAAAAUCCACGGUGACAGACGGAACCAACCCAACUACUCUCUGGGAAGCCCUCCGAUCGUGUUCCCUCUGUCUUCGCUCUCCGACAACAUCCCUCAGCCAAGCAAAGCACUCCGAGAUGCUUAUCGCGACUCGUAUCUCCAGCGACCCUUACCAGAACUUCCACGCGAAGAGCCGGGCGUCGUGUCACGGCGUGCUUCCAUAUCUUCUGCCGUGUCGGGUUGUCCAUCUCUGACCCCUUCUCUCAAGAAACUCGUCGACGAUGGAGCCUUUGACGAUGAUGAUGCUUUUGAGAUUUGCGUAGCGCGGGCCGCUCCACAAAAUGAACCCAACUUCUCCGGCACUCCAGACAAAUCGGGCCCAAGAUCGGAGACACUCGAGGACGUUUCCAUGUCAGAUUACGCGACAUCGCCAGCCUCAACCAGUGAAUACUACCCAAAUAUGGCUUCAUCACCUGGCCGGUAUCUACCAACAACCGGCAGCAGUUACGCUCUCGGCCUCGAGUGUUUCACCCUCACCCCUCAAAAGGAAGAUGGCGCCCCAGCUUCUCACACAGAGUCGGGUCGAAAAUUGUCAACGCAAGCUUUGCCUUCCUGCUACAGAUCCGAGCAAGAUCUGUCCCGAGUUACGAGAAUCAAGUUGUCGGAAGCGGAGUGGAUGAGCCGAACACCUUCGCCUGCUGAAAGGGAACCAGCGAAUAUCGCAAGACGUUUAUGGAGCCCUUCUCCUAACACCUCGACACGCACUGGCCGGCUUGGGGGUGUUAUGAAGAAGUCUUCGGAGGGUUUGGAGAGUCUGGAGAAGAAGGAAGUCUGUUCGGAAAUUGUGGGCAACUGGAUUUGAAUCUGCCAUUUUUAACCAUCCUUAGCUUGAUUACGAAGCUAUCUGGGCUUUGUUAUUCAUCAUUUCAAGUCAAGGUUGGGAAAGGAGUUGUUGGUUGCGCAUUACCUCUAUCUAUACCCCACACUUGUUCUCUUUCCAUCGGUACUUUUUCAGAGGCUCGGAUUUCAGCCGCAUAGCGUAGGAGUUGAUUGGUAUACAAGGUAAUUAUACUUGAGCAAGCGCAAUG
Messenger RNA from Neurospora hispaniola, 2146 nucleotides. RefSeq lists its product as uncharacterized. The record is from RefSeq and is a predicted model, not a curated record. The transcript has 3 exons. Lineage: Eukaryota; Fungi; Ascomycota; Sordariomycetes; Sordariales; Sordariaceae. The coding region runs from base 238 to 1920 and encodes 560 amino acids.